Symbiodinium sp. CCMP2592 is the source of this 1551-nucleotide messenger RNA. Lineage: Eukaryota; Dinophyceae; Suessiales; Symbiodiniaceae. The record is from the annotation of a GenBank genome assembly.
AUGCAGGAGGCAAACGCCGGGGUGGGCGAGAUGCGGCCGCCGCCGGUGCCGGUGAAGCGAAAAGCGCCAGCACCGAAGGAUGAACCGACACCCAAGCGCCUACAGUUGGGCGACGACCUCCCGGACGAGGUCUCCCGGGAGGACAUCCAGCACAUGCUUGACAAGGCAGAUGAGCUCCAUGUAGAAACCCUGAAUGAGACCGCGCUGAAACGGAUGCACUUGCAGUUUGAGCGCAAGGUCAAGGUCAAUCGGGAGCUGAGGAUCAAGCAUGCGGAUGAUCCGGACAAGUUCCUCAAGAGCGAGGUGGACCUUGAUGAAGAGAUCAAGAAGUUUACCCUUGUCGCGACGAACCCGGAGCUCUACCCGGCGCUGAUCAAACUGGAGACGCUCCCUCUCAUGGUAGGCAUGUUGAACCAUGUGAAUACCGACAUUGCCGUCGACGUCUUCGAGGUGCUUAGUGAGCUCACUGAUCCGGAUGCCAUCGCAGAUGUGGAGGAGCCGGAGGUAUUUCUGAAGGCCCUCUUCGAAGCGCAGCUCUGUCAGAUGACCGUGGACGUUCUCAUGCGCAUUGACGAGACCGCCAGUGACGAGGACUUCAAGGCCGUGACGAACGGUCUCAGUAUGAUUGAGAACCUGGCGGACUCGAUGCCGCAGGACACGUGCAAGCAGUUCCUGGAGAUCCCGAACUUCUUGCCAUGGCUCAUCAAGCGCGUGCGGGCCCAGGGCGCCAUGGACUACAACAAGGUCUAUGCCUCGGAGAUCUUGGGCAUCGUUCUGCAGAACUCGGAGCCAGCGAGGGAGUCGAUGGUGAAGCUCGAGGGGGUCGACAAGUUGCUGCGUGGCAUCGCUGCGUACCGAAAGCGCGAUCCCGCGGACAGCGAGGAGUCGGAGUAUGUGCAGAACAUGUUCGACUGCCUCUGCUCACUGAUGCUGCUGAAAGCCAACCAGUUGGCCUUCGGACGUCUCCAGGGGUUGGAGUUGAUGAUCCGCAUGAUGAAGGAGCACUCUCUGGGGGAUAGGCUUGGGCUGCUGGUGUCGGAUCACUUCAGCCAGAUUGGCGGCCAAACAGAGUCAGCUCCGAACCUCGCCUGGCUCGUCCGAGGGCAGAAAGCCCUCAAUUCCAAACCUCCGACACCUGAAUCCGAAGCCCCGAAGCUCGAGGAGGAGCGCGUCUUCGCCUCGAACCUGGCUCUGAAGCUGGCAGACCAUGCAUUGCGACACUGCCCCGAGAACUGCCAGGUCUUCGUGGAGAAGCUUGGCCUCAAGGUCCUGUUCGCCAUCUUCAUGAAGAGAGGAGCGAAGACCAAAAAGGAGUCGGAGGCAAAGGAGCUGGAGGAGCAUGUGACCUCCAUCGUCCAGUCGCUCUGCAGAUACUGCACAGGGACGCCGGUUGCCCGCGUGCUGAACAAGUUCGUCGAAAGCCAGUUCGAGAAGCUGGAGCGACUGCUGGAGAUGCACGAGGAGUACAACCGCUCAGUAAAGGCCGCAGAUGAGGCCCGGGACCAGGGCCUCGCCCAGAAGAUCGACCGAGAGCCCCUUGGUCUCAGUUAG